AUGACCAGAGAACGAAGAUCUGUUAGCUUGGAAGCCCCAGAGAGGAGGGGUGUAGAGGACCCAGGUGCUCGUGAGCUUGCAUCCUCCGAUUCUGACGAGCAUUUUUCCGAUGCUCAGACCUCCCCUGGGAAUAGUCCUGGAUCUGCCUCUCCAGUACCGCGGACGCGAGUCGAGAAAGUAGACGAUGAGCCAUCUUACGGUGAAGUACCCGGCACAGAAGCUUACAAGAAGCGGACGGAGGAUGCCGAGCCAGAUGAGAUUGCCAUCCUCAAUGAGACGAAGUCGCAGUCUGUCUCUCCGGACAGGCCUGUGACGCCUGGAGGUCAUCCAAUUCCGAAGACCGUCGUCGAGGAAUCAGAGGACGCUCCCGGGUCCUCGACUCAUCGCUACCACGAGACUCUUCACGAAGCAGACGCCUCACCCGACUUUAUUCGCAAAGCCGACGGUACUGGCGAGGCAAAUCCGGCUCCAUCCUCGCUUGACACCAGCAAAGAAGCAACUGAUGACGCGACUAUGACCCCAUCGCUCAAGUCACCAAUAAAACAUCGACGGAGAAAAUCAUCCGCAGCAAAAUCAACGGGGAGUUUUGGUGGCCAAGGAACCGUUGAUAAUGAUGACGAUGAUGACUUUGGCGACGACUUUGACGAUUUUGAAGAGGGUGAUGAAGAUGCUGAUUUUGGCGACUUCGAUGAUGGCUUUCAAGCGGCCGAGGCCGAAGCUUCGGCUAACAUGCCGGCUCUUCAGUCUCAGGUCUCAAUACCUUCGUUUCCAAUAUUAGAUCUAGACGGCCUUGACUCGGAGGAUAUCCUAACAGCUACAGAGCCAUACUUAGACGCCCUAUUCUCCCCUGACAUACAAGACAUCCCAGAACUACCAUCACCUCCGAAAGACAAUCCUAUAUUCUUCAACCCUAGAAGCGCCUCGCUUUGGUCACAACUAGCAGCACCACCACCUCUGCAACCUCCCGAUUGGAUCCGAUCUCGGAUACGACGUCUAUUUCUAGUUUCACUUGGUGUACCAGUGGAUUUAGACGAGAUAUUACCAGCCUCCAAGCAAAAGAAGCUUGUGCUUCCAUCCGUCCACCGUGUCACCUCAAACGGCUCCCUACGCACAUCAUCAGACUCUCGAUCAGUCUCUAGGCUGAGAAAACCGGAGGCCGAUAACAACUCCUCGGUAUCCGUGGACUCUCAAGGCAAGGAGAAGCCGAGGUCGGCUUCGAAACGGCAGAAAGGCCCGCCCGAACCACCUGAGCUAGAUCUCGUCUCCGCGAGACAACUCUGCGCGACGACGGACGAGGCUUUAGGGGGUAUGACGGACAAGGAGCUCCAGCAGCACGUGAAGAAGCUGCAGGAGAUGGAGGGAUUAGCGAAGGAGGUGCUCGAGUACUGGAAGAAGCGUACGGACGAGAAGAUAGGGGACAGGGAGGCGUUCGAAGGAGUUAUAGAAAACCUUGUGAAGCACGCGCGCAAAACUAGGAAAUGAGAAGCUGAAUAAUAUAAGAACUAUAAUGGUUACCUAUAUUUGAGCGUCUCAUUCAGAUGAUCUGCAUAUUAGAGCUAAGGUGCCCACCGCGUAAGAGGAAUUCUAAUUGUCUAGGUACCUAUACAGUCCGUUGAGAUAUCUCUCAUGAAGAUACACGCCUUGAUCUGGGUUCCUCGACCUCUUAAUUCUAUAUCAGGUCCUACUGAGCGGGUGAGAUGGUUUCAAGUUUGCCAACUUCACGAAUCAGCGAUAUUUAGGCCCAGUCUAGGUCCGUAGACAACCUCAUAUGCUUCCUCCUUAUAAAUAAAUGUACUUCCCUCCACGUAUCUCCCGUUACAAUGGAAGUUAGAAG
Molecule: messenger RNA, 1834 nt
Organism: Annulohypoxylon truncatum
Lineage: Eukaryota; Fungi; Ascomycota; Sordariomycetes; Xylariales; Hypoxylaceae
Exons: 4
Coding region: 1-1482 (493 amino acids)
Source: RefSeq, a predicted model, not a curated record